CUCCAAAGCUUUGUCUGAUAACAUCUUCUGUCCCUUUAAGGGGAACAGAUGACGUCGCAGUGUUGAAAAGCACAGGCAGGCUUUUUAAUUGCAGGGAAACUUGGAGGGAACUUGCAUGUUAGAAAAGCGAUGCAGUUCCCCGUAAAGUGUGUCGCGCGCCUGAGUCACUGCGCCCCUGCUGCGCGCGAGAGGAUCCUCGUGAGGGAACUUUGGUCUCGCUGUGAAGCAGAGCAACAGUUUCAACGAGGCUCAGGACCAAUAGGAUCGCAUGCAUGUGCAAGUAUCAAAAAGUAUUUGGGGCUGCAGAGUUGCAGAUAUGCAUCCGACGCUGCCUACAGUCGAGCCUCCGCGGCAGCGAGAGACAAUCCGGAAGAGUUCUGGGGUGAGAUGGGACGAGAUCUAAACUGGUUUGAGCCAUGGGUAAAAACGCUGCACGUUGAGGAUCCUGUGUUCCCAAACUGGUUUGUUGGAGGAAAGUUAAACAUGUGCUACAAUGCUGUGGAUCGACAUGUAGAAGGCGGCCGUGGAGAGCAGCCUGCGAUCCUUUAUGACAGCCCAGUGACUGCAACCAAACAGACAAUCACUUUCAAGGAACUUCAGGAACAGGUGUCCAGGUUAGCAGGAGUCUUGGUGAAAAAUGGGGUACGGAAAGGAGAUCUUGUCGUCAUCUACAUGCCUAUGGUGCCCCAGGCCAUGUUCACCAUGUUGGCAUGUGCCCGGAUCGGUGCCCCACAUAGCCUCAUCUUUGGUGGCUUCGCCUCCAGGGAGCUUUCUGUCCGCAUUGAUCACGCCAAACCCAAGCUGUUGGUUACAGCCUCAUUCGGCAUUGAGCCAGGCAGAAGAGUUGACUACAUCCCUCUGGUGAAGAAAGCUCUGGAGAUGAGCUCGCACAAGCCCUCUAAAGUCCUCAUUUACAACAGGCCAAACAUGGAUAAUGUGUCGCUGAGUCCACAGUUGAGUCUGAACUGGGACGAAGAGAUGGCCACUGCUCAACCACAUGACUGUGUUUCUUUGCCCUCCAACCAUCCUCUGUAUGUUCUCUAUACUUCUGGGACCACUGGAACACCAAAGGGUGUUGUGCGAGACACUGCAGGCUACGCCGUUAUGCUGAAAUGGACCAUGUCAAAUAUUUAUGGACUCAGUCCUGGAGAUGUUUGGUGGGCAGCAUCAGAUCUGGGCUGGGUAGUCGGCCAUUCAUAUAUCUGCUAUGGUCCUUUGCUUCAUGGUAACAGCACAAUUCUCUACGAGGGGAAGCCUGUAGGGACUCCAGAUCCUGGAGCGUUCUUCCGUGUCCUGUCUGAACAUGGAGCCUCCUCCAUGUUUACAGCGCCCACUGCUAUCCGGGCCAUUCGCCAGCAGGACCCCCACGCUGCAAUUGGGAAGAAAUAUCCUUUGGCCAGGCUUCGAACGCUGUUUGUGGCCGGAGAGCGAUGUGAUGUGGAGACACUGGAAUGGGCAAAGAAGAGCUUCGGGGUUCCUGUUCUGGAUCACUGGUGGCAAACUGAAACUGGCUCAGCUAUUACCUCCUCUUGCAUUGGUCUGGGAAGCUCGCUGACGCCACCUGCAGGCCAGGCAGGGAAACCAGUUCCAGGUUACAACGUCACAGUGAUCGAUGAUGACAUGCAGGAGAUGAAACCCAGAACUCUGGGAAAUAUCGUGGUGAAGCUACCUUUACCACCUGGUGCAGCGUUGUCACUGUGGCAGAACCGGGAUCUGUUCAAGAAGCUCUACUUCACUAAGUUUCCAGGGUAUUAUGACACCAUGGAUGCAGGCUUUUUGGAUGAGGAUGGUUUCCUUUACAUCAUGUCCCGGUCUGAUGAUGUCAUCAAUGUGGCGGGUCACAGGCUGUCUGCUGGAGCGUUAGAGGAGUCUGUGCUGCUGCACUCUGCAGUGGGAGACUGUGCUGUGGUGGGUUUAGAGGACACUCUGAAGGGUCACGUUCCUUUGGCUCUGUGUGUACUGAAGAACGGUGUGCAGAAGGAGGAGGAGGAAAUCAGAAAUGAGAUUGUCAAACUUGUGAGAGACAGCGUUGGACCAGUGGCCGCCUUCAAGAAUGUACUUUUUGUCCGCGGAUUACCAAAGACGCGUUCUGGCAAGAUCCCUCGUUCUUCUUUGGCCAAUCUGAUCAAUGGCAAACCAUACAAGAUCACGCCAACCAUUGAGGACCCGCAAGUGUUCAAAGACAUUGAAGGACAAGUUGAAAAAGUUCUGCGACCUCGUGCAGCCUGAACUCGUCUGCAGCAGAGAACCGAGCGUGGACACCCAAGACCACAUAGCGAAGAAUUCUCUCUACAUUUUGUAGAUUAGAACAUUUGUAAUUUUACUUCGUAUUUACUCUCCCUGCGUCUGUGCUAAAUAUGUGCAGCUCUGUAACGAUGAACGCAACCGAUCAUGUACAUAAUCAUAAUAAUUAGAAAACUAAUGAAAACUCGCCAGGUUUUUCCUGUUUUAUUGACAAUGAAAAUUUGUUUGCUCACCACUUAGUUUUGACCAAAGUACAAGAAUAAAUAAAAAAAAAGGGACAAAUGA
Messenger RNA from Melanotaenia boesemani (Boeseman's rainbowfish), 2529 nucleotides. It is a transcript of the gene acss3, whose product is annotated as acyl-CoA synthetase short chain family member 3. The transcript has 16 exons. Lineage: Eukaryota; Metazoa; Chordata; Actinopteri; Atheriniformes; Melanotaeniidae. The record is from RefSeq and is a predicted model, not a curated record. Bases 130 to 2229 code for a protein of 699 amino acids.